AUGUGUGCUUUAAGGGAUAAUUAACAUUUUAUAUAUAAGUGCUACUUACACCAAUAUAAAAUGAUAUGAUUACUAACGAUAUGAGUACUUAUAUUUAAAAAAGUUUUAGCCGGUGAAAAUGCGCCCACCGUAGCUCCGUAGCGCGUAGUCGCGUAGGUGAAUCUGUAGGGCGGGCGCCGGUUCCGGAGCGCGGGGCGCGCGUGCGUGCGUCAGUCGGCAGUCGGCGGCAGCGCGCGUCGCAUCUGUCGGGCUCGCGGCAUCCGCCCGGCAUGCGGGACAGCGUCGCUCGGUCUCCACAUCCAACGUGUAUUUACCACCGCGCGCCCAAGUGCCGUGGGCAUGCUGGGCGCGCGGCUCAAGUCAUGGAUGGAAGCGCAGCUGGGCCGGGCGAAGAAGCGCAAGCAGAAGCAGUCGCGUUUGACCUCGGGCGCGGCUACCGCCACCGGCCCGCUGCCGCCGCCGCACCUGUCCUCUCCGGAGAGCGCGUACAGCACGGGCUACUCCACAGAUGGCACGUCACCGGGCGCACCACCUACCACACUCGCAGCGCCGCUCGUCGCGCCUCCGCCACCGCCAGAUCCGCCUACCACCCAUCUCUACCAUGAACCUGCUAAGCGUCGUUCCACGGCAAGCAUUCCAGUCCGACGUGUACCAGACCCCCCAGUGAUAUGCGCGACCCCGUCCCCACGGCCCCGCUGUCGCAUCCGGACCAACCCAUGGCUGGGGGCGACGUCACCUAGUCGCCGGAGAUGCCCUCAACUUCUGCAGCAGCAGUCGCUGCAGUGUCCCCAGGCAACGCCGCAGUUGCACCACGCGCCGUAUUCUCUUGAUUCGCAACACGUUCGAUAUGGAUCCAGAUCGCCACACCUAUCACCUCAUCUAUCACCAGAACCAACCAGAUCCAAUUACUACCGCGGCGGUGCAUCAAGCGACGAGGAAUGUCGUGGGAUGAGACCUCGCGGGAGAGAGACAGCAAUACUCUCUGAUGCUGACGUGGACUCGGACGGAGACACAGGACUCGACGGCGGUGAUGAGGACGAGCCUGAUGAAAUGGCUUCUCCUGGGCGACGGCGCGCUCGAAGGAGAAGACCGCCGCGCCGCCCGCCGCGAUCCGCAGGAGCAACUCCACCACGAGCUCGGCGCAGGAACCACGCUCCUUCGGCACCUCCCGUGAGGGAAAGGGAUCCACUUCUAGAAGCAGAUAGAGAGGCGGAAAGAAAAUACCGAGAGCUAAUCAGAGAGGCGGAGAAAUUGCUUGUCACAGUGUCAAGAGCGCCUCUGGAACCCCCGCAUAAUCCACGAGUUAGGGAGCUCAGAGCGACCGAGGUGGAAGCGCCCCGCCGCAGUCCGGAGCGCACGCACGUGACGAACUUCAUCCGCGCGAACUCGCCGGAGCAGCCGCGGCGUCACUCGCCGGUGGCGCGGCGGUCGCCCCUGGCCGCGCCCGCGCCGCCGCCCGUGUCGCGCGCCGCGCCCGCGCACGCGCCCGCCGAGCGCCCGCACUCAGAGCCGCCCAAGCGCAAAGCGUAUGCGAGGGAUGAGGUACUACAAACCCUGGAGGGCUUGCGCAAGAGUCUGCAGCAACAGUCGGCGCUGCUGGCGGUGCAGCGCACGCGCCUGGAUUCUCUAUAGCCACUACCCCGUCCCCGUGUUUAGUUCCAUAGCCCCCAUAGUACCUGCGUUAGUGAGGCCGUUUGCUAGUGUAUCAAUAGCUUAUUUCCAAAGAAUAGUGUGUUAAGUGAUUGUUUAUAAUUCCUUUAAGAAGUGAAUAUUUUUUAAUUUAGGAGAAAUGUGAACACAGUAUUCGUACAGCAAUCUUCGUGCCAUAUUAUGUCAUAUUUGUGCAAUAACUAGCGUUGUCGCCUAAUUAUUAAGCGAAAUCUAUUAAUAUACAUAUGCUACAUUAAAAAUACAGUUAUAAUUUGGCAGAUUUUAUCAAAUAAAGCAAAAGCGUACUAGCAAUGUGUGUUGUGGAAAUACAUGUUGUUCUCCUAUCUUACGAUUGAGUUGAUAUUUUGUAUAAACAGUAGGUACUAGGUAUAUAUAUAUUUAUAAUUUCAAUGAAGCAAUCGAUUUUUAGGUGUAAUCCCUAGAUAUUUGUCAAUUUUGAGACUGAUUUUGUUUUCGCAAACGGCCAGUAGUUCCAUAUCCGUGUCUAGUCCCUCCAGUCGUAGUCCACGGUGUAGUCUAGUCGUAGUUGUUAUCGUUUCGUGCUGCUUAGGCGAGACCACUUUUAUUCUCUUCCAAAUACUCAUAGCGUUAAUUUAUUAGUGUAGUUAGUAGGUGUGCAAGUUGUUUGUGCUAAAGUGGCAUGUGUUUUGCAUAAUCUAUGGAAAUUUUGUGGAACUAGUGUUGCUAGUUCAAAUAAAUAAAAUUAAUUUCAAAAUCUGGCAAAGUAAUAAAAACUGCAAUGAAUAAUAUGCAGAAAGAAUCCAUGAUCAAUAAAAUAUUAUUAAAUAUUAAAACAAUUAAUUUGAUGGCUUUUAUAUGGCCUACUUAGUACCAAACAUUAUUGAAAAAUAUACUAGUAAAUGAAAAAUAAAUUGCACAUUUUAUAGGCACAGUCAAAUAAAAUCUAAGUCUGGAAUUUGGUCCCGAUAUGGUGAUUGCCUCGUCCCCAAAGACAUCAUGGGACGGAACACACUUGGCUAUAGUUAGGUGUACUGGUAGCACCUCGGUCCUCCACCGAUAAAGAAACGAUGAGUGUGUAUAACACCAUUUGUAAACAUGAACCACAUUUGUCCACAAACAACUACACAACACAGGUUAAAAGUUCAGAUGUAGCUAUUGUACUCGAGUAGCGCCGUAGUGUUAGCAAUAGCGUGCGGUCUCUAGCUCUAGGCAAACAGUGGCCAAGGUGUAUGAAGACUGCGUUAUUAUCUAACAUUUAACUUGUGACCAGUUUUAGUAGCAUUCAAAUUUUCAAAUGUUACAUUUUAAAAAAACUGGCAACACUUGUCUAAGGAUGGUUGUAGUACAAGGUUUGUAAGCAUGAGAUUUAUACUUAUUGAUUUUGCUAUUCAUAUUUCAUGGGUAUUAUGAACAAACUUGCCAGUAACAUUGUGAUGGAUUUUGAAUGCUACUAAAAUAUCAAGUUUAAUAAUAUUUAUUAACUAAAUAUACAAUGUUUACUCGUUAUGAUAUUGUGCACUCUCGGAUGGUGUUUGGAAUUUUGUUUUAAAAACGUCAUAUCAAACGUAUUUAGAUUGAUUCAAACCAAAAAAUAUAUUUUAAUGUUACCUUUGUCAUAUCAUGAAUUAAAACUACUUAUGUUAGAAUUUUAUAACCAGAGUUACUUUUACAUUGAUUUAUGAUUGAUAAUAUUUAUAUUUUGAUUAAUAACUGUGAUUCUUUUAAUUAAUUAGUAUUUUAUAACCACAGUUACUUUUACAUUGAUUUAUGAUUGAUAAUAUUUAUAUUUUGAUUAAUAACUGUAAUUCUUUUAAUUAACAUCCAUAUAAAUAGGUAUUAUAUAAUAUAUUGUUCUCAAUGACCUAAUAAGGAGUAAAUAUAUUCGUACCUAUCUAAUAAAAACCUUUAUUAUUGAAUUUAUUCAAUAAUUCCAAACAACAGUCGGGCAGUGAGGGUACCCAUGUAUUGGGAUCCCGUAUUUUUGUUAGCGCAAUUUUAGAGGGAAACGUGCAAUGUAUGCGAUCCUCUUCAGCUAAAUGUAAAUAUUUAUCCAUUGUACUUGUUUAUUGUAAGUAUAAAUAAGAUUUAUACGUUUAGUUGAAUUUUCAUUAAAAUAUUAUU
Messenger RNA from Manduca sexta (tobacco hornworm), 3753 nucleotides. RefSeq names its product serine/arginine repetitive matrix protein 1. The record is from RefSeq and is a predicted model, not a curated record. NCBI's taxonomy places the organism in Eukaryota, Metazoa, Arthropoda, Insecta, Lepidoptera, Sphingidae. The transcript has 7 exons. Bases 340 to 1632 code for a protein of 430 amino acids.